Jaculus jaculus (lesser Egyptian jerboa) is the source of this 1840-nucleotide messenger RNA. It is a transcript of the gene Tram1l1, whose product is annotated as translocation associated membrane protein 1 like 1. The record is from RefSeq and is a predicted model, not a curated record. Gene Ontology annotation, biological process: protein insertion into ER membrane; SRP-dependent cotranslational protein targeting to membrane, translocation. Gene Ontology annotation, cellular component: endoplasmic reticulum membrane. Lineage: Eukaryota; Metazoa; Chordata; Mammalia; Rodentia; Dipodidae. The coding region runs from base 19 to 1146 and encodes 375 amino acids. The transcript has a single exon.
GAGUACGGGGUCGCCGGCAUGGGGCUCCGCAAGAAGGGCACCAGGAACCCCCCGGUGCUGAGCCACGAAUUCGUCCUGCAGAAUCACGCCGACAUGGUCUCGUGCGUGGGCAUGUUCUUCGUGCUGGGGCUCAUGUUCGAGGGAACGGCGGAGGUGUCCAUCGUGUUCCUCACGCUCCAGCACGGCGUCCUGGUCCCCGACGAGGAGGAGCGCGCUUCGGGGUCCAAGACCCUGUAUCACUACGGCGUCAAGGACCUGGCCACCGUGUUCUUCUACAUGCUGGUGGCCAUCAUCCUCCACGCCACCAUCCAGGAGUACGUGCUGGAUAAGAUCAGCAGGAGGCUGCAGUUCACCAAAGCGAAGCAAGUGCAAUUAAACGAGUCUGGCCAGCUGAGCGUGUUCUACGUGGUGUCUGGGGCGUGGGGCUUGUUCAUCCUCACGUCUGAGAACUGCCUGUCAGACCCCACGCUCUUGUGGAGGGCUCAUUCCCACAACAUGAUGACGUUCCAGAUGAAGUUCUUCUACAUCUCGCAGUUGGCUUACUGGUGUCACAGCUUUCCCGAGCUGUACUUCCAAAAAAUCAAAAAGCAGGACAUCCCGGGUCAACUCAUCUACAUCGGCUUGCACCUCUUCCACAUUGGCGGGGCCUACCUCCUGUACCUGAACCACCUGGGGCUGCUGCUGCUGGUGCUGCACUACUCCGUGGAGUUACUUUACCACCUGUGUGGCCUGGUCUACUUCAGCGAUGAGAAGUACCAGAAAGGGCUCUCUCUGUGGGUCAUUGUGUUCAUCUUGGGGAGACUCGUGACCUUGAUUGUCUCCGUGGUCACAGUUGGCCUUCACCUGGCCGGAUCAGGACCUGGGCCACAGACUCGGACUAACGAUGCCCUCACUGGAAACGUCAACGUGCUGGCCGCCAAGAUUGCUGUCCUGUCGUCCAGCUGUAGCAUCCAGGCCUACAUAACGUGGACCUUGACAACUGUGUGGCUUCAGAAAUGGGUAGAACAUUCAAACCUUCGGAUCUCAUGUGGGAAGAAGAAACGAUCUAUGGCUAAAGGCAAAUCUUCCAGGAAAGGGACAGAAAAUGGAGUAGAGAAUACAAAUAGAGUGGAGCCUCCCCCCAAAAGGAAAGAGAAAUCCUCAUAAGGAAUCACAAGCAAAUCGGUUUGUGUCUCCAAAAGGAAUCCACUCUGUACUGUGUCCUAUCUCUUUGUGCUAGAGACUUUUCUGGUCUUCGGAAUAGUUUGUGCUCUUUGACUAUAGUUGUUGUAUUAUUUAAUGUGUUUAAAAGCCUUGGAGCCAAGGAUGGUUGAGAAACAAACGUUUUGAUUAAGACUAAGCUGCCCAUCCUCAAAAUAGUGUCAAGUAGAGUUUAGGCAUCAACAUCAGGUUUUAUUUUGUCUUUUACCUCAAACAAUUCCUAACAUGGACCAUGGAGAUGACUACCAAAUUGUUCAUAUGAGUGGUACAAUUUCCUGCCUCUACCAGUUUUUUACGAUAUCACAAGAUUAUUAUUGGAAGGUUGUACUUUUAAUUCUCUCUUUAGGGAUAAUCUGGAUAAUCAUCUUAAGGUGGAAAUAUAAUUGUUAGUAAUUUUAUUUUUCUUUAUUUUACAAUUGAGAAAAGAUUUGUAAAACCCCUAUCAUGCUUAAUUUUAUAAAUGGUAAUCAUUAGUGCUACAUUCUCAUUAAGGAAUCUCAUAAAGAAUCAUUAAAAAACUUGUAUGGAGGUUUACUGGAAUUUAUUGAUAAUAUCUUUAAUAAGUAUAAAAUUAUGAAUUAAGUAAAAUCAGUCCUGUCCAUUUUAAAAUGUAAGUGAAGACUCACAAAAUUAAAUAUUG